Vanrija pseudolonga is the source of this 1585-nucleotide messenger RNA. It is a transcript of the gene ARG82, whose product is annotated as Inositol polyphosphate multikinase. Gene Ontology annotation, biological process: inositol phosphate biosynthetic process; phosphatidylinositol phosphate biosynthetic process. Bases 185 to 1576 code for a protein of 463 amino acids. Lineage: Eukaryota; Fungi; Basidiomycota; Tremellomycetes; Trichosporonales; Trichosporonaceae. The transcript is spliced from 4 exons. The record is from RefSeq and is a predicted model, not a curated record. Gene Ontology annotation, molecular function: inositol-1,4,5-trisphosphate 3-kinase activity; inositol hexakisphosphate kinase activity; inositol-1,4,5,6-tetrakisphosphate 3-kinase activity. Gene Ontology annotation, cellular component: nucleus; cytoplasm.
CUGACACGCUGCGGCAACAGCCAUCGUCGUUGCUUGGCUCUGGCCAGAUUCCCACAGCUAAAACAACAGCUGGAACCACUCAACUGUCGUCUGUCUCUUGGAUCUCUUGCUUGGCUCGUUGCUCGAACGCCACCUCCACCAACAAACCAAACACCAACACCAACUCACCACCACCCACACCACCAUGUCCCUCCCCACGUCCGGCGCAAACGACGACGGCGCGCCCGCGCCCCUCCUCGACAUCGACCCGACCGACCAGCCUGCCCCCGCGGCCGCAGCGCCCACGCGCGCCGGCGCCGACCUCGCCCUCGAGCAGGUCAUCCAAAGGACUAACCCCCAGGCGGCGGCGCCGCUGCAGUACCAGGUGGCCGGGCACCAGAACGUCAUGAGCGAUGAGAGCGGGAGCUUGGUGAUCAAGCCCGGAUCCCCGCGCGAAGUCGCCUUCUACCACCUCGUCGCCGGCGCGCCGCGCAAAGAGCCCGUGUCCAACCUCGAGCAGUUCCUCCCCAAGUUCUACGGCACGCUCCAGCUCUCUGGGCAGGUUGGCCCCAGCGGGUCGGUGCAGGCUGUUGAGGGGGCCGAGAAUGAGCCGGAGAACGUCGUCCUCGAGAACCUCGCGUACCCGUUCACGCGCCCCAACAUCCUCGACGCCAAGCUUGGCACUGCGCUCCACGGGCCCGAUGCGAGCGAGGAGAAGGCCGCGCGGAUGGUCAAGAAGGCCGAGGAGACGACGUCGGGGGCUACGGGCUUGAGGUGGACUGGAUCGCAGACCUGGCACGAGGCGUCGCAGACGUUCAUCCAGACGCCGCGCGAGUACGGGUACAACCUGACGCGGGAGGGCUUCCCGGGCGCGCUGGUGCGCUACUUCCCCCUCCCGACCGACGAGGUGCCGCAUAUCCCGCAGCCGGGCGUGGUGGAGGUGCGCGAGCCGUACACUGCGCACGCGCUGCCUCCGGCACUGACGGCGCGUGUGCUCUCGUACAUUGACGAGGAAGUGGGCCGGAUCGAGGCGGCGCUCGCCAAGGUCGAGCUGCGCGCCGUCGGCAUGUCCGUGCUCAUCGUGUACGAGGGCGACGCGUCGGUCCUCGGCAACGCGCUGGACCGGUACGAGGCCGCGCGUGUCUCGCGCGCUGCCAAGGGCCUCGCGCGCGGGCACGACAGCGACGACGACGACGACCUCGGCGAGGACUCGGAGAGCGUCGACAGCGACGACACGGACGAGUACGCUUCCGGCGACGACGCCGAGCCGUACUCUGCCAAGGCGGACGCGCGCGCCGCCAAGAAGGCGCCUGCGCUCACCGUCAAGCUCAUCGACUUUGCGCAUACCUGGAUGGCCAAGGGCGAGGGCGCCGACCAGGGCGUGCUCAAGGGCAUUGCGACGCUGCGCGCGCUCCUCCAGGGCCGCCUGCGCGAGGUGCAGGCCUGGAUCGAGGUCAACGACCCCAAGGACGCCAAGGUCGUCCGCGAGCUCAUUGCCGACCGCGAGGCCGCUGCUGGCGGCUCGGCGGCUGCGCCCGCGCCAGAGGACAAGCACAAGCACCACUUCCACUUGUUUGGAAAGCACCACAACAAGUAGAUCUAGAAU